This is a messenger RNA of Humulus lupulus (European hop), 4328 nucleotides long. Its product is annotated as putative disease resistance protein RGA3. Bases 680 to 3718 code for a protein of 1012 amino acids. Gene Ontology annotation, molecular function: ADP binding. Gene Ontology annotation, biological process: defense response to other organism. The transcript is spliced from 3 exons. The record is from RefSeq and is a predicted model, not a curated record. Lineage: Eukaryota; Viridiplantae; Streptophyta; Magnoliopsida; Rosales; Cannabaceae.
UAAACCCUUGACAAAAUAAAAAAUGUCUUUUAUUUUUUUAUAUAAAAAAAGAAUUUGCUAGCUAAAAAUCGAGAAAAAAAAAGAUUAUUCACUUAAAAAACUGGUCAGCUUCUUCCCCUUCCAGUUCAGAUUUGAUCUACGCAGGGAGGAGUGGCCGGACUUGUCUCCAGAUCUGGUCGGCGGCGGAGAAGCAACACAGGGAGGAACCGCCUGAAGAGCUACACUGGGACGAUCGGAUCUGGUCUGGGACUUGGCACGCGACGGAGACCAUAAUCUGAGCAGCGAGGAGAAGGGCUGGUGACGGUUGACGACAGCGCGCGAUCGGAAUCUACGCUUGUGGGUCGAGUUCUGGCAAAGAGAAAGAGACUCAAAGGGAGUAACAUAAAUCUUCUGUCUGGUUUACGUACUCUAAUGUCGUUGUCGACGGAAUCUAGUACUUGUAUUCUCGACGGAAAGAUGUCCAAAGGGUUUGCAACAGAAAGAGUUCACUAAUAUUGAAGGAAAUUGCUUGUUCCUCUCUAAAGUCCUCUCAUCACUUUUGCAUUUGGUUAUUGUCAUUUUGGAUCUAGCUAGACCUGUAUUUAUGAUAUGAUGUGGUGUUAGCAUAGUACUCUUCAACGUUUUAAUUACCAAUCAAUUGCUUCUUCAAGGCGAAUAGACUGUGGCCUUCACUGCAACCAUGGCUGAUGCUUUCACCUCCGCACUUGUCAAUCAGUUUGUUUCGGGUGCCCUUCUAAAGAUUGAUGAAAAUUUGGGAUUGGUCCAGAAUGUAAAGAAAGAUGUCAAAAGGCUCAAAAAGAGUCUGAAAUACAUCCAAGAUUUGUUGGUAGAUGCUGGGACAAGACGACUCGACUCUCAAUGGCUGAAACAGUGGCUAAGUGAUCUCGAAGACAUAUCGUUGGACAUGGACGACGUGUUGGAUGAGUGGAACUCUGCCAUUCUCAAGUCUGAAAUUGAGAAACAUGAUCAAGAAGGAAAGGGUGGGGGUGAAGAUGGUGAUGAGAGUAGUGAUGUUCGGGCAAAGCAGGUAUGCUUUCCGGUGCCCUCUUCUUGGUUUUGUUUCAAACAAGUUAAUCAAGUGAUUAGGCAUUGUGAUUUUGCUAAGAGAAUUAGGCAAUUGAACAAUGAGCUAGAUAGUAUUAAAAAAGAUGGCCAUGAUCAUGGGAUAGUCAUCGGAUCUAUUUCUCAACAACAAUAUAUUCCUAGUUCCAUUGUCAAAUCAAGAAUCACUACUAUUUCUAUGAUUGAAGAAACUGAAAUACAUGGUCGAGAUGAUGAUAAGGAAAUUUUAGUGAGUAAGUUGUUAUGUGAUUGGACUCAAAAGGGUACUAAAGGGAUUGAUAUAGUUCCUAUUGUAGGAAUGGGGGGACUUGGUAAAACUACUCUUGCCCAGCUAGUUUAUAAUGAUGAUAGGGUUAAGGCUCACUUUGAUAAGCGAAUUUGGGUGUGUGUCUCGGAGCCUUUUGAUCAAAAAAGAGUUGCUAAGGCAAUUGUUAAUGGACUAGGAGGAAAUGCCCAAAAUUAUGAUGAGUUAGAGAGUUUGGUGCAAUGCAUUAGUAAUUCUAUCAAAGGAAUGAAGUUCCUUCUUGUCUUAGAUGAUGUAUGGACAGAGGAGAAACAAAAGUGGGAACAGUUAAAGCAACCUCUUAUGCAGGGUGGUAUAGGAAGUAGAAUAUUAGUGACAACAAGGAAAGAGGAGGUCACUAUAAUGAUGAGGGCAAUUGUUAGAAAGAUUUCACUUAAAAAAUUGUCAGACGAGCAAUGUUGGUUGAUCAUUAGACAACUAGUAUUUGUGGAGGGAGAAGAGAAUGAGUCCCAAUUAUUAGAAGAAAUUGGAAGAAAAAUUGCUAGCAAGUGUAAGGGCUUACCUCUUGUUGCAAAGGUUUUAGGUGGUCUCAUGUACUAUAAAAAGAGUGAAAGCGAUUGGAAUGACAUUUUACAAAACAAAUUGUGGGAUUCAAAAGUUGUUGAGGAAGAGAUUUUUGCUCCAUUGUUGUUAAGUUAUUAUGACUUAUCUCCUUUGGAAAAGUGUUGUUACUCUUAUUGUUCCUUAUUUCCAAAAGAUUAUAAAUUUGAAAGAGAUACAUUGAUUGACAUGUGGAUCUCCCAAGGUUAUGUUGGCGAUUCAAGAACAGGUCAGGAGUGUUUCGAGAGUUUAGUCAUGCGAUCAUUUUUUGAUGAUUACUUUCAGGAAUUCAAUGCAUCUGGUGUUUUUGAUCCGAGAAUUUAUUACCAAAUGCAUGAUAUAGUGCAUGACUUUACCCAAUUUUUGGCAAAAAGUAAAAUUAUUGUCAUUGAAUGUGAUGAUAUCAAAAUGGGAAUGAAGUCUUUGGAGCACAAAGUCUGUCAUUUGAAUUUGCUGAAUGUACAAUCAAAUUCCUUAGACAAAGUUCUUACUUUGAAGGAUAUCAAGAGGGAUAUUCAAAGGAAAUUGCGUACACUUCUCAUUUCAACAGAUGAAAUUGAAGUAGUACUUGAUUAUGAUUUCAUUUUCUCGAAUCUCAAAGGUCUUCGAACAAUAUGUCUACCAGCUCUGGGUGUGACCAAUCUACCCCAAAAUAUUACCACUUUGAUACAUUUGAGGUAUCUUGAUCUUUCAAACAAUUCCAAUUUGAGGAUAUUGCCCGAGUCAUUGUGUGAUUUAUGUAACCUACAAACUCUAAAACUAAAUAAAUGUUAUAAUCUUCAAAGGCUACCAGAAGGAAUUGGAAAAGUAGUUAAGUUGAGAUGUCUUUACAAUGAUGGUUGUUCUGAGAUAAAAGGGAUACCAAAAGGGUUUGGAAAACUUACUAGAAUUCAAAAGCUAGGAAUGAUUCCCAUACCCAAAAAUAACAAAGAAGCAUAUUUCCCAUUUGGAGAUUUGAAAAAUUCAAACUUCUAUGAUCAUUUUCAAGGAUUUCUUCGUGUAAGGCGAUGUGUGAAUUUAGCAAAUGUGGGUGAAGCUGAAAAGAUAAGCCUUGGAAAGAUGAAAGAGCUAGUGGAGUUGAGUCUAAACUUUAGAGUAUUUGAUGGAAGUAGUGUUGAAGAGGAAGCAAUGCCACAAAAUGAGGAUAUGAUACUUGAAGCCCUAAAACCACAUCCACACUUGAAACUUUUAACAAUCAGUCAGUACCAUGGAGCCAAUUUCCCAACUUGGAUGACUUCAUUGAUCAACUUGAAAUACCUUUCUCUUGUUGGGUUCGAUAAUUGUGAAACUCUACCUCCUUUAGGGAAAUUGCCAUGUUUGGAAUCACUUCAGUUAUCCAUAUUGACAAGUGUGAAAUAUGUUGGUGCUGAGUUUUGGGGAAUAAAUCAUGAAGGAGAAGACUCAUUCCCAAAAUUGAAGAAUCUUUGGUUUAAUUACUUUUCACAAUGGAAAAAAUGGGAAGGGAGCCAAGAAGAAGCAGCAGCAGUAAGAAGUUCAUCAACUUCAAAAGUUAUGCCAUGUCUACGUUCAUUGCGAAUUACGUAUUGUCGUAAUUUGGAAGCACUUCCUGACUUUCUACGGAGGACGCCAUUGGAAGACUUGAGAAUUGGUGACUCUGCCAUCUUAGAACAAUGUUGCUUAAAAGAAUGGCUUCACAUUCCAAAUAUUGAAAUUAAUUACAGUUUUGUACAAAAAGAUGGAACAUGGAUUCAGAAGGAAAAGGAUCAAAAUAAGUCUGAAUUUGGUGUUGGUGAACAGCCAAGCAAUAUUGAAAUUGAGUGUGUUUCUUCACCGCAAACAUCCAGGGAAUAAUAAGGGGAGCAGAGUCAUCAUCCAAGUUUAAUAAGCAUUAUUUAUUGGACUUAACAAGGCAAUAGGAGUGUUAAAGAAGAUUACCUGAUGAUGUGGCAGGAUUGAUCUACACGUGGGAGGCACGUGACAAUUUUAAAUAAGUGUGUUCUGCUCGGCCAUCGACCAGAAGAUCAUUGGCUUAUCAGGCAUCAUAUUUAUGGGCAACCAGCCUGGUCGCAUAUAUUCAUUUAUUUCUUUCAAAUAUGCAAUCUUGUAAUUAUGUAUUAAUUGUAAUUUCCUUUAUUAUUUAGAUACGCAAGUAUUAAUUGUAAUUAAGGCUCAUUGGCCUAGGUAGACCUUCUUGAGCCUAUAAAUAAGAAUCAAUGGGCUCAAGGGAGGAGACUUUUCUGCACUUUUAGUUUGAGAACGCUUGAGCUGAGAGAUUCUAAGAGAGAAAAAUAAUGUUGUUAUCCAUCACGAUUGUAUCCAUCUGAGAAUCAGUGAAACUCGCGAACUCAAGUUCAUUAAUCACUGAUCUUGGAAUACUGCAUUAAUAAGAACAUUAAGUGGACAUAGGUCAUUACCAUCCUAUUGAGGCCGAACUAUUAUAAAUUGUUAGUGUUGUUUAUCU